UUUGUAUGAUUUUGUUUUAAUAUGAAUUUCUUUUUGUGUUCAGACAUCAAUACCGCUAUUUGAAAAGCUAUUUUUUGUAAUAUCAUCUGUCCAAUCAUUGGGCAAAGAAUAAAGAGGCAGAAAAUGAUUUGUAGUAAUCGGUAUUGCUCAAAUAACAUGUUGCGAAGAAUGUUAUUUUUAAAUAAAAGUAUGGCAUCGCCGUAUAGAAAGCCAUUUAAAUCCAGGCUGCUGCCUGAAAAUUUUAAAGCAAACUAUGUGAUAAUGAAUUUAUAUUCCUGCUCAAGAAAUAAUUAUAUUUUUUCCAAAAAUGUAAGUGAUAAAUAUAAUUUAGUAAAAUUAAGUGAUCAUGCAAUACCGAUCAGUACACAAAGCCAUUCUGAUACUACAAUUACUUGGUAUAAAAAUGUAGUUACUGAAAUUCAUAAAUCACCAUAUGUAAGAUUAAUGAGAAUAGAUCGACCAAUUGGUACUUGGUUGUUAUAUUGGCCUUGUGCAUGGAGCAUUUCUUUAAGUGCCCCGGCUGGAAGUUUUCCUGAUUUUUAUCUGCUCUCUGUGUUUGCUAUUGGCGCAUUUAUAAUGCGUGGGGCUGGUUGUACUAUUAAUGAUAUGUGGGAUAAAGAUAUUGAUGCAAAAGUGCAACGUACAAGAAGUAGACCAUUGGUAUCUGGGGAACUCACAACUUUUGAUGCUUUAAUUUUUCUUAUAGGACAAUUAGGCAUUGGCUGUGCUGUACUUUUGCAACUAAAUAUGUAUUCUAUUGUUCUAGGAGCUAGUUCAUUAGGUCUUGUAGUAAUUUAUCCACUCAUGAAACGCAUUACAUAUUGGCCGCAGCUUGUAUUAGGAAUGACUUUCAAUUGGGGUGCACUUUUAGGGUGGGCUUCUGUGGAAGGAUCUGUGAAUUGGCACGCUUGCCUGCCCCUUUAUUUGGCUGGUAUUUGCUGGACAAUUAUAUAUGACACAAUAUACGCACAUCAGGAUAGGAUAGAUGAUAUCAUGUUAGGUAUAAAAUCAACAGCAAUUAGGUUUAAGGGUGAUACAAAAUUGUUCUUGAGUGGCUUUGCAUCUGCCAUGAUGGCUGGUUUAGUUACUUCUGGGUUGGCUUGCGAUCAAAGUUUACCGUAUUAUGCAACUGUAGGACUGGUUGCUGCACAUAUUACAAGACAGAUAUACAAACUGGAUAUAAACAACUCUAGUGAUUGUGCAACAAAGUUUAUUUCAAAUCAUCAGAUAGGAUUAUUGUUAUUUUGUGGUAUAAUUUUAGGAACACUUAUGAAAAAUAGAAAAUCUAACAAUGAUAGCAGUGUCGAAGUGGCAGCCACAACGCAACCAUGUGAUGACCAUCGUGUCAGAUUUGUCAUCUCUUUGACGAUCACGGCUAAUGGAAUAUCGCCCUACAAAUCUUAA
Molecule: messenger RNA, 1404 nt
Organism: Ctenocephalides felis (cat flea)
Lineage: Eukaryota; Metazoa; Arthropoda; Insecta; Siphonaptera; Pulicidae
Gene: Coq2
Product: 4-hydroxybenzoate polyprenyltransferase, mitochondrial
Exons: 8
Coding region: 124-1404 (426 amino acids)
Biological process (GO): ubiquinone biosynthetic process
Cellular component (GO): mitochondrial inner membrane
Source: RefSeq, a predicted model, not a curated record